AUGGCUGCUGGAACAGUGCAGACCUCCCUCCCCACCCUCAAAACUGGGGCUAACCAUGGGCUGGGCUUCACCAAUAAUGUAAAUUUCACGAAGAUUGCCUGCGCGCCGACCUCAAAGAGAAACCGUUCUUGGAGAUCUAAUGCGCAGAGGAUAGUGAACUCCAGUUCAGGGUCUGAUACUGUUGAAUUGCAACCUUCGUCAGAAAGGAGUCCCCUGUUAGGUAAAAAUACGUUUACCACUCUACUUGCACAAUUAGUCUUGUGCUCAUUUAACUGAUGCUUGUAUUUUUUUAAAGGUAGUCUCAGUUUUGACCAAAUUUUCUUUUCAUUUGUGUUGAACUGUUCCCAAUAUAAAAUUUUCUUCCAGUAUCCUUUAUUUUGAUUCACGUGAAACUCAUGAUGAUCAUUUUCUGAAGUGCAGUGCCCAGGCAAAAGUAUUGUGAGACAAUUCACCAAACUGUACGUAGAAAAACACGAACUGUGAUGGUUGGAAAUGUUGCUCUUGGCAGCGACUAUCCCAUAAGAAUCCAAACAAUGACAACGUCUGAUACCAAGGAUGUGAAGGCCACUGUAGAAGAGGUCAAUAACUUUCUCUUUGCACUGUAUUUGCUUCUGUGUGUGUGAUCUGAUACCUGGUUGUCUGUGACACAACGCUUGAGCAAGUUCAAAUGCUUCUUGUGCACCACUGAAUUUUCUUUUUGGGAAGUCUAGAAGCUGUCAUUAUGAAGUAAUGCCUUGCCAAUUUUUAUACUGGAUAGGUGCUAUAUUUCUACUUGCAUGCAUCAUUAUGAAAAUUCAGAAUAAUUGUUCGUCUUAUUUCUCUGUCUUUGAGAAAAUAACUUGAUGGUGGACUCGCUGGUUUCGUUGAAAUAACUUAUGGUUUAUGCCUAUUUUAUUGAAAAAAAUAUGGGGUUUAAAAAAUAAUUGAAGUGAGAAAAAAUAUAAAAGCCCUCUUUCAUGAAUUCCUUGGUACAUUUUCUGCACUUGAACUGAGCUUGUUCUAGCAUAUCUGCUAAUCUGUGUGUUUUACAAGCGACAUGUGUUUUAUAUUCAGGUAAUGAGAAUAGCUGAUAAGGGAGCAGAUUUUGUUCGGAUAACUGUCCAAGGAAAGAAAGAAGCAGAUGCUUGCUUUGAAAUAAAAAACGCCCUUGUUCAGAGAAAGUGAGUCGUGAGAUUUCCUUACAAUAUUGUGCAUAGAUGAUCAACGACUUACUCUCUGCUUUCUUCUCUUUUCAGUUACGACAUACCUCUGGUUGCCGACAUUCACUUUGCUCCCUCAGUUGCUUUGAGAGUAGCUGAGUGUUUUGAAAAGAUCCGUGUCAACCCAGGGAAUUUUGGUAUUGCCAGUAAUUCUGUUCUGUACUUCUUCCAGACGUAGAAAAGUUAGUUUUGUAUGGAUUAAUUAGUUUUGUUCUCUUGCAGCUGAUAGGCGUGCACAAUUUGAGAAUUUAGAAUAUACAGAAGAGGAUUAUCAGAAAGAGCUCGAGCACAUUGAAGAGGUAAGAACUUCAUUCCUCAUUGCAAUAUGCACAUAAUCUGUUAGCUUUGAUGUAGAAACACGGGCCAUUACUUACGUUUCUUGGUCCCAAAGACCGUGCCUAAUCAAAAUCCUUGGGAUCUAAACUGUUUAUUUUUGGAGUCAAGCUAACGUCCACGUCAUCUGGAUUGUAUUGGUUUACUUUUGAGGUGUUCUAUAAGAAUCUCACGGCUUUUCUGCUCACAUUUCAAUUUGAUUUCUUUUGUGGCGUCUCAUUCUCUCCUCUUUUCGUAGCUGACUCGUGUAUAAAAUUAUGCACCGAUCACGUGCAAAAAUCUGCACGAUCUUAUUUCAUCCCUCCUGCCUUUGUUUUCGUGAUCGUAGAAUAUUGUCAAAAUUGUGCAAUGACCAACAUAUUGGAAUACGUUCUUUUUCUUAAAAAGAAAUUCAGCACCACCUAUUUUGUACAGAUAUUCUAUUUUAUGCCAUGCAAAUCAUUUCUCAUCUGAUACUGUGAAAAAGCAUGCAAUCCAAUCUUCAGUUACUUAUGGCAAUCCUAAUGGAGGACUUAAUUAAUCUCAGGUUUUCACUCCGCUGGUUGAGAAAUGCAAGAAAUAUGGAAGAGCAAUGCGCAUUGGAACAAAUCAUGGGAGCCUUUCUGAUCGUAUCAUGAGUUACUAUGGAGAUUCUCCUAGGGGAAUGGUGACAAACAAUUUGUUGUUUUAUUUCUUUUAGCGUUCUUUUUCCCAUUCAUCAUGUUGAUAAUUGAUAAUCCGUGCCUCGAAACAGGUUGAAUCUGCCUUUGAAUUUGCCAGAAUUUGCCGGAAAUUGGACUAUCACAACUUUGUGUUCUCUAUGAAAGCCAGCAACCCAGUGAUCAUGGUCCAAGCAUAUCGCCUUCUUGUUGCCGAAAUGUAUGUUCAAGGAUGGGAUUAUCCUCUCCAUUUGGGAGUUACUGAAGCUGGAGAAGGUGAAGAUGGACGCAUGAAAUCUUCAAUAGGCAUUGGGACACUGCUUCAGGUAGAUAUUCUGGUUCCAUCUUUUCUCAUCCGAUCUUUCAUUGUCUGUUCUACUCACGAAUGUUGAAAGGCUGUCUUAGACCAAGAGUCCCAACUUGUCUAUGAUUUAGCAUCGUUAUUACCAAUAUUUAUACCAUGCAAAUAUUUUCUGUUACUUUAUCGAUUCCACGGUUGCUUUUCAAUCAGCUAAUCCUGAUUGUCAAUACAAAAAUGUUAUUUAUUUAUAUUUUUUUGUGAUGAGCGACUGUCAGGAACCACUAGGUAAAUAUAUGAAGGUUGGAAUUAAAAUUUAAAUGAAAUAUAAAGGUUGACACGAGAAAGAGUGGCUCUGGAUCAUUGUAUUACAUAGUUGGGAGUUAGCCAUCAACUCAUGAUUUAUAAAUUAGAAUUUCGUUACUUCAGCUCUCAUGCUGGAAUGUCUAUGUGACACAGGAUGGUCUGGGAGAUACCAUCAGGGUAUCACUAACAGAACCACCCGAGGAAGAGAUUGAUCCCUGCAGAAGGCUGGCGAAUCUUGGUAUGCAAGCUGCAAAUCUUCGAAAGGGAGUGGUUAGUCUCCUGAUAAUCUUUUCCUUUGGCAUAGAUUUCACAGGUUAAGUUUUCAUUUUUGUCUCCUUCUCUGGGCAAGUCUUUUUAUUUUUCCCUUUUUCAACAGGGACCUUUUGAAGAAAAAAGCAGGCAUUACUUUGAUUUCCAGCGUAGAAGUGGACAAUUACCUAUGCAGAAAGAGGCUAGUUUAUUCGAGAUUUAGUAUCUACAUUUCCUUUAAAAGCUAUAUGAUUUCUUGUGCAUGUUUGUGAAAACUUCUCAUGGCAUUGGAUGCAGGGAGAAGAAGUGGACUACAGAGGUGUCCUUCACCGCGAUGGUUCUGUCCUGAUGUCUGUCUCUCUGAAUCAGCUGAAGGUAGGAUUUGGUGUAAUGUUUGCCAUCACAUUGUAGUUUGGGAUAAUGCUUGCUCAUUAGGUUAUAUUUUUGUUGAGAGACAUGUUGCUCUUUGGUGGGUCGUGUUUUCCUCAUUUUAAUUUCCACUACCUGAUCCAGUUUCAACAUGGUUAACUUCUAAGUUCCAUUUUCGUUGACGUUUGGAUCUGAAACUUUUCUUUAUCUUGGUUCCUGCUCAUGUAUUUUCCACCCUCUUAUCAGACGCCCGAAAUCCUUUACAAGUCUCUUGCAACAAAGCUUGUGGUUGGCAUGCCAUUCAAGGUUUGUCCUGCUACAUUUUCCUCCCACAAUUUAAUAUUUUUUCAGCCAGCAUCAGAUUUUGUUCCUUCCUAAACCGGCUCUGGUUGUGGUUGCAGGAUCUAGCAACCGUGGACUCAAUACUUCUGUGGGAGCUUCCUCCGGUUGAAGAUGUCAAUGCUGUAAGUAACGUAAUAUUUAUUUUUAAAUUUUAUUUUAUUCCCAUUCUUAUUAUUAUUAUUGUUAUUGGUGGAUACGUCUCUACACAAUACUGUUCUUGAGUAGCCGAAGUAUUUCCAAAGUUGUCAUGACAUUCUUCCUCUUUCGCAGUUGGAGAAUUAUGAAAUGUGGAAGUGACUUAAUUCUUCACUUUUUUGCACAGAGGCUAGCACUUAAAAGAUUAAUAGAUAUUAGCAUGGGAGUUUUGACUCCUUUGUCAGAGCAACUUACAAAGCCUCUGCCUUAUGCAAUUUCCUUGGUGAACCUCAAGGAGCUGACUACUGGUGCAUACAAGCUUCUUCCAGAAGGUAAUAUUUCUCUUUUCUUAUUAUGGUAUUGCCUAAUUUUUUUUUAGCAAUGUUAUAUGACUUAUCUUACCUCUUAGGAUCACGCUUGGCUGUAACUGUUCGAGGCGAUGAAACAUAUGAGGAGUUGGAGAUUCUUAAGAAUGUUAAGGACAUCACGUUGUUGCUCCACAAUGUACCAUACACCGAGGAAAAGAUUGGCCGAGUUCAUGCGGCAAGGAGGUAGUCAUCGUAUCAAUUUUGCACUGGUUUCUGUUUCAACCGUUGAUCCUGCCACAAACCCUUAUUUUUUUAUUACUAAAUUUUCUAACUCUUGAGUAUGAUACUGGGCGCAAGUACUGGUCAUCAAAUUAGCGAUCUAAACAGCAGAUAAAUUUAUGCCAUGAGGGGGUGAAAUGACCCACAUACAACCGGGUAAUAUGAAAAUCAUGCAGAUUGCACCUUCUUUUGGUUUCCCCUUCUCUUGUUCUCACCCCUCUUGUCUUUGUCGGGAAGCCUGCCAUAUAUGUCACCAAGAUUCUGUGAAAUCGCGUUAUGUGAAGAUAACUGGGAUAUGAUAUCCCGAUUGAGUUUGUCAGACAAAGACGACCAUAAAAUGCUCGCGGUUGUUUGAACCCAAGCGGUUCAUGUUAUCCACGUGAAUCUGACUAGAUGGAGGUCUGUUCUUGAUGUCAAACACCAUUCAAAAGAAAUGAGAAAAACCCAAAAUUGGUGACCUAGACGGCAGAAAACAUAAAAUGUGGGCUACGAAGAUGGAAGGGAACCCAAAACGAGAUGAAGCCAAAAUAAAUCGAGUUAAUAAUUCCUCAGAUUCUCAGGCUUAUUAACUAUUUCAUUGUUAAUUAUUUUUUAAUUUCUUCUCAUAACUGAUCCAAAUUUUUAGGAGCGUCACAAAUAAUUUCUGGCCCAUUUAAAGGUUAGCAUGCUGUUACUCUAGGAGAUCAUGAAUAAUACGAAUUUAUUCCUCUUUGUGAGAUUUCUGUGUUGUGGAUUCAAGGGCGUGUUCGGAUCAUUUUUGAUUUAUGGAUCCUCAAAAAUCAAUCCUCGUCUUCAGUUUUUAAGAAGGGUAUCAGCAAUACCCCCGUCCAUUCUGUUCAGUUUUUCUGCUUUUUUAACCAUUUUUUUUGCAGGUUGUUCGAGUAUUUGGCUGAUGCACAACUUGAUUUCCCUGUAAUUCACCACAUUCAGUUUCCGGAGGGGAUCCAAAGGCACGAAUCUCUGGCUCCGGGUGCUUGUCGGACACACUUUCUCCUUGUUAAUGAAUGCUCGCUCCACUUCAAUUUGCAGAGACGAUCUGGUUAUCGGAGCUGGAAGUAAUGCCGGCGCUCUUCUUGUGGAUGGCCUUGGAGACGGCUUAUUAUUGGAGUCCCCUGGACAGGAUUUCGACUUUUUGAGGAACACGUCCUUCAACCUGCUCCAAGGCUGCCGAAUGCGAAACACGAAAACAGUAAGCGCUUCGUUGUUUUUCCCCGAGGGAUAGAAUAGUUCCUUGCCUGUCAGAUGACGUCCAAGUAUUUGAGGAGUAACUUGGGUAAAGAACAUCUCUUUCACUUGUUAAUGUAGGAGUACGUCUCGUGCCCAUCGUGUGGCCGAACGCUCUUUGACCUUCAGGAGAUAAGCGCUCAAAUCAGAGAAAGAACAUCCCAUUUGCCCGGUGUCUCGGUAAAAUUUCUCGGUUCUCUGGACACGCACUUGCCCUUUGAGAGUCGAAAUCUUCUACCGAGGUGACAAUUUUUUGUGCGACCUUGUGCCAGAUCGCUAUCAUGGGUUGCAUAGUCAAUGGCCCUGGGGAGAUGGCUGAUGCAGAUUUUGGCUACGUGGGGGGCGCCCCGGGAAAGAUCGACCUCUACGUCGGCAAGGUAAACAAGCUCCUCUCCGUCUUGCCUUCGUUCAUUUUUCAUUCAUCGCACCGUACAAGAAAGGAGCACAGGAAGGCCGAUCAAGGGUCGCGAUGGGCUCCCGGCCCUGCUCCGGUGGGCGUCUUCUAAGACGGAAGAAGAACUGAGGCGCCGAUUUUUCGUGGCUCUUCCAGACCGUGGUGCAGAGGGGGAUCGCCAUGGAUCAGGCGACGGAUGCCUUAAUCCAGCUGAUCAAGGAACAUGACCGCUGGGUCGAUCCGCCAAAGGAAGAAGAAUGA
Spirodela intermedia is the source of this 6335-nucleotide messenger RNA. The record is from the annotation of a GenBank genome assembly. NCBI's taxonomy places the organism in Eukaryota, Viridiplantae, Streptophyta, Magnoliopsida, Alismatales, Araceae.